AUGUUGCCAACGAGACCGAGGAUCUUCCUGCUCAGUUUAGGGUGCAAUCAGACUGCCUCGACGAGACAGACGCGCCUUUCAGUCCAUGCGUCUCGCUCGCUCGCUCGUUCGGAUCUGUUCGCCUGCUGCUGGCUGGCGCCAUGGAUCUUCCCGGUCGGCACGCAGAGCAGAGGACCAAGAGUUCCAACGCAGAAGAACACAUCGAGGCCCGAGAUUCACGCCACGAACGAUCUUCAUCGACACCGGGAUUCAUUGCAUUUCCAUCAUCAUCAUCAUCAUCAUCGAGCAAUGUGCGCCCCCCGCCCUCCCUCUCUCCCGAACGAGCACCGAGACCUCACUCCGAAGAAGAGCAUGGCGCAGCACCGUCACGGAUCCCGGCCGUCGGAGCAGUGCCCUCGGCGGAUCACCUCUUUUCGCUCUUUGUCCCCGCCCUGUCCGUCCAGACUGUCCGCCUGCCUGCCUGCCCGCCCGCCCGCCCGCCCGAGGGGUGGGUGGCCCCCCGUGGGUCCGGCCCCGAGCCGAGCGCGACUCUCCUCCGUCCCGAACGAAGACACACAAGAGCGACUGCGGGGCCAGGGGGGGGCCCCGCGGGUGCUGGUGGUGGACCGGGCGCGAGGGGGCGACCUGGGACAGGGACAGGGACAGCAGAGUGCAGAGCGCGCAGGAGUACCGGUACCCUAG
Marchantia polymorpha subsp. ruderalis is the source of this 681-nucleotide messenger RNA. Lineage: Eukaryota; Viridiplantae; Streptophyta; Marchantiopsida; Marchantiales; Marchantiaceae. The record is from the annotation of a GenBank genome assembly.